Ailuropoda melanoleuca (giant panda) is the source of this 2553-nucleotide messenger RNA. It is a transcript of the gene MYZAP, whose product is annotated as myocardial zonula adherens protein. The record is from RefSeq and is a predicted model, not a curated record. Bases 95 to 1324 code for a protein of 409 amino acids. NCBI's taxonomy places the organism in Eukaryota, Metazoa, Chordata, Mammalia, Carnivora, Ursidae. Gene Ontology annotation, biological process: intracellular signal transduction; maintenance of ER location. The transcript has 12 exons. Gene Ontology annotation, cellular component: I band; RNA polymerase II, holoenzyme; nuclear envelope.
CGCCCCCGCGCAGGGCGGGCUCCGCGCGCUUAUUCGGCCGCGAGCCGCGCUACUGCGGGCCAGCUGCGGGCCAGCUGCCGGCCGCCGCUGCGGGAUGCUGCGCUCCACGUCCACCAUCACCCUGCUCUCGGGCGGCGGCGCCAGGGCGCCCGGGGCGCCCAGCAGGAGGGCAAAUGUCUGCAGACUGCGGCUGACCAUACCCCCCGAGAGUCCAGCCUCAGAGCCAGGUGAAAAGAAGGUUGAAAGAAAAGAACAACAUCCUGACCUAAGCAAUGGGGAGCCAACCAGGAAACUUCCUCAGGGUGUUGUCUACGGCGUGGUGCGGAGAUCAGAUCCAAACGAGCAGAAAGAAAUGGUGGUGUACGGGUGGUCCACCAACCAGCUGAAAGAAGAGAUGAACUACAUCAGAGACGUGAGAGCCACUUUGGAAAAAGUAAGGAAGCGAAUGUAUGGAGACUAUGACGAAAUGAGACAGAAGAUUCGACAGCUCACCCAGGAAUUGUCAGCUUCCCAGGCUCAGCAGGAGUAUCUCGAGAGUCACAUCCAGACACAGUCGUCCGCCCUGGACAGUUUCAACGCCACGAACUCAGCCUUAACAUCGGACUCCAUCGGCCUGCAGAAAACCCUGGUGGAUGUCACUUUGGAAAACAGCCACAUUAAGGACCGGAUGAGGGACCUGCGGCGGAGCUAUGAGGCGUCCGUGGGCCAGCUGCGCGAGAGGCAGAGGCAGCUGGAGGUGGCGCAGGUUGAAAACCAGCUGCUGAAAAUGAAGGUGGAAUCCUCCCAGGAGGCCAACGCCGAGGUGAUGAGGGAGAUGACCAGGAAGCUGUACGGCCAGUACGAAGAGAAGCUGCAGGAAGAGCAGCGGAAGCACAGCGCCGAGAAGGAGGCUCUCCUGGAAGAAACCAAGAGUUUUCUGAAAGCAAUUGAAGAAGCCAAUAAAAAGAUGGAAGCAGCGGAAAUCAGCCUGGAGGAGAAGGACCAGAGGAUCGGGGAGCUGGACAGGCUGAUCGAGCGCAUGGAAAAGGAAAGACCAAGCUGCAACCUAAAGAAGGAGGAGGUCAAAGUUCUGAUUUUUGCUAUGGAACGUCACCAGCUUCAACUCCAGCUCCUGGAGCACGAAACAGAGAUGUCAGGGGAAAUAAUGGACUCUGACAGGGAAAGGUACCAGCGGCUGGAGGAGGCGUCUGCCAGCCUCCGGGAACGCAUCCGGCACCUCGACGACAUGGUGCAUUGCCAACAGAAGAAAGUCAAGCAGAUGGUUGAGGAGAUCAUGUCACAUGAGCUCUUCUGCAGACUUAGUCUCCGGUUCUUUGGAAGAUGAUAAAACUGUAGCCUGGGUUGGAAGCAAUUCCUUUUAUUGUUCGCGAUUAGAAGAAUACUUGUGCUCUGCUGGGAGGAAGUGGCAUGUCGGUGUGAGGAGCCGAGGAACAAAACAAGAAGGACGUGGUGUGGAGAGGAAAAUCUGACCACGCAGGGCUCUCAUUUGUGAAAACAUCACACACUCUCAUCUCAACUUGUCCAGCCUCACGCUGCAGAGCCAAGAGACCUCAAAGGAUACUUUUAGAAACUUGGGUUCCUAGACAUCAAAUUCUUGAAGAGCUGCGCUGAAAAAUAAUACUAAAAAAUAACUCAGGAAGUGCCAGCUGGAGGCUGGUUCUAAAAUCUUGGGAAAGGAAGCCUCACUUCCGGAAAAGCUGCCAAGGGCACCUGCUAAGGCUGGGACGCGGGCUUGAAGAACUUGAGUGCUCCGGGAAGGAAGUGCUCCCCACCGGCGCUCACCCCACAUAAGAUGGAAGCAGCCACGUGUCCAUGUAGUUUGGUUAUAUUUGCACAGGGGAGGGGGCCCUGAGGAUGUCCUCUCCGAAUGGAGACCAAAAGCACUAGUCAAUGUAGCAUUCUGUUUGUUGAAGCAGGGUUUGGUUUGCUUUUUAUCCCCAUGGGCAUUCUGCCCAAAUAGACAGCUUGGCUAACUUCAUGGAAAGGAAAAGUCUGAGGAAAAGAGAAAUAUAUUUGAUCGAAAUAUAUUGAAGUGAAAUAUGCUCCAUGCCUGCUUUCUUGUUACAGGGAUCUUCUUGAGAAAGCCACAGGGGCUGUUAGGUCACCAAACUCAACAGUUACUGAAGACUGGUGGUGGUAGCAGCAGCGGCAGUGGUAGUUAAUAGUCAGUGGGUGGGUUAGCCUAAUAAGCCAGUAGGCUGGGCUGACUUCGUUAAGGGGCGGGGUGUUACUUAGGCGUUGGGUGGUUCUCUCCUCCCACUCCUCCAUGGCAGAGUGGGUGGGUAAAUGGUCUCCUGUCAGUAUUUGUCUUGGUCUUUCCUUCAGAUGCUUCUAACCCACGUUAGCAAGUCGGUGGUGGGUGGGGAAAGAAGCCUGGGAUUCUUAGGGCUACAGUUCGUCCCGUGGCCACUCACAUCCCCACCCAAAGGAGGUGUUACUGAGAAGUUUGAGGCAGAAUUUAUUUAGAGUGAAUAAAAAUGUUAGUUUCAAAUUCUCAUGUUCAACAUAUUAUUUACUUCUUUGUUUUAAAAUCUUAGAUACUUUGGGGGUGCC